This is a messenger RNA of Cicer arietinum (chickpea), 1689 nucleotides long. Lineage: Eukaryota; Viridiplantae; Streptophyta; Magnoliopsida; Fabales; Fabaceae. The record is from RefSeq and is a predicted model, not a curated record.
AUGUCCAUCGCUAACUCUCAUUCUUCUUCCAAUUCUUCUGAUUUCGAACCACAAAAUGAUACUGCCUCUUUUCCUGAAAAAGAUCCCGCCCUCAACCCUCGUAACCCUUAUUAUCUUCAUCCUGGUGAGAAUCCCGGCGCCGUUCUUGUCGCACCACCCUUAAACGACAAUAACUAUCACAAUUGGAGCAAGGCCGUGAAACGUGCUUUAUCAUCUAAAAACAAGAUUCAAUUCAUCAAUGGAUCUCUUCCUCAACCGGCGUCAACUCAUCCUGAUUUUGAGCUAUGGGAUCAUGCCAACAAUAUGGGAGAUCGCAAUCUUUCGACAUUCUUCACGAAUCUGAAAAUCUUAUCGGAUGAGCUCGAAGAUCUUCGCCCUACCCCUUCUUGUAUUUGUUUGCCUUCCUGCAAAUGUAACCUUAGCACAGCCGUCAACACCUUCAAACAACAAGAAUAUGUUACGUGUUUCCUCAAAGGUCUGAACGACAAUUACGCGAAUGUGCGCACACAAAUUCUUCUCAUGGACCCUCUCCCUUCCAUUAGCAAGGUAUAUUCUAUGGUGGUUCAACAAGAACCGAAUACCAAUCCUACUACGCCCGAUAAUACUGCAUUUCAUAUCAAUUCUGGAAACCCUAGUUUUGGUGGCCAAGGCCCACCCCAACCUGCUCGUGGUAGAGGACGAGAUGAUCCUUCCACUCAACUGUCCAAGGAAGAUUUUAAGCUUCUCAUUAACCUUCUUCAUUCUUCAAAGCAAGAUUCUAUGCAUGACAAUAAAAAAUCGGCCAAUGAUUCCACCAAUCGUGUGAUUUCCAGUGUCUCUAAUACAAGUUCUGAUUCUUUAAACUUCUCUUUUUGGAUAUUGGAUUCAGGUUCUUCUGAUCACCUCACUCCAAGGCUGGCCUGCACAUCUCACAACGCAAUAUACACUCUAGAUAUCUUACAUGAAGCUGUUCUUUUGGCUUCAAAACCAGCUUAUGUCCCAAUGCAGAAAAACAAGAAAUUUUCCAAAGACGAAGGCUCUUUCCUACCCGAUCUUACAUCAUAUAGACGCCUAAUUGGUCAGCUGAUAUAUCUCAGCAAUACACAUCCCGACAUUAGCUUCUCUGUUCAACAAUUGAGUCAGUACAUGACAGCACCAACUUCCGAACAUCAUCAGGCUGCAAUUCAGAUUCUUCGUUACCUUAAAUCAUCACCAGCUCAGGGACUGUUUUUCCCAACAUCUUCUUAUCUUCAACUUAAGUCCUUUUGUGAUUCGGAUUGGGCUAGUUGUCCCGACACACGCAAAUCUAUUACUGGUUUUUGCAUUUUUCUAGGUGAUUCUCUUAUAUCAUGGAAAUCUAAGAAACAAGCUACCGUCUCUCGUUCUUCUACUGAAGCCGAGUAUAGGGCCAUGGCUUCCACUGUUUGCGAACUUCAAUGGCUUACAUAUCUUCUCAAUGAUUUUAAGGUUUCUUACACAAAACUUGCACUUCUUUAUUGUGAUAACCAAUCAGCAAGACAUAUUGCCUCAAAUUCUUCCAACCAUGAACGCACCAAACACAUUGAGCUCGAUUGUCACAUCGUUAGUGAAAAGCUUCAACAACAUCUUUUUCGUUUACUUCCAAUCUCUUCGCAUCUCCAGCUACACCAUUUCAUACUUUUUUAUCCAAGCUUCUACUCAUAUGUUCAUCAUCUUGAGGGAGGGUAUUGA